AUGGUGGAGUGCGUGGAUUGCUCGGGCGUCUACAUAGACGAACGGGUUCAGUCGGAAAGAUGGGUACGCAGAACCUCUAUAGAUGCGGCAACGGUUUCCUCAGUGGGCUCGCUCACGCGACCCGAGGAACCCGAGGCUCUUCAGGCCGACUUGGGCCAGCUGCUAGAAGUGUGUAAAAAGAUCUAUCUAUGCAGUAGCCGAGCCUCCUUUGCAAGUAAACUCUCCGAGCUGAGCGACCGUUCGGGGAGCGAGUGCGCUCCAAUAUUCGCCUUCUUUGGCAUCGAUUUUAGCAACGACGAAACGAGUCUGGCUCGCCGAAAAGCCAGCCGAGCCUCUUGGGGCGACAGUGUACCGCCAUCUCCCGGAGCUAUUCAACGCACAUUUACCUUUUCCUCACAAUCAGACGAAGCACCCGGUCUGUCACUUCUGACAGGUGUAUCGUCCGAUAUCCAAGUUCAGGAUGGUCCGAACCUGGUCGUUCCAAUCGCCAUUCUUCGCGAAACCGGCUCCAGCGCGACCGACCCCACGAACGAACCACCAAAUAACCUCACCCUGGAACACAAGCAGAUCGCACGGUGCCUCGAUGCCGGCGCUUUCGAUGUCUUGAUAACUCCGCUGAAUCGCGACCGACUACAGGGGCUUUUGGUCCACGCAUACCGUGCUCAUCGAUCUGCGCAGAAAGAAAUGUCUCGAUUUCUCGCUCGCAAAAAGUUGCGCAAACUUUCGUGGGUGGGCACGAAUGACGAGCAGCCCUAUGCAUACCUGAGAGAAGCAAUGGUGUCGAAACUCAUGAAAGGCAUCUGCAACCCAGAGGAGGAGAUUGUUGACGAAUUUCAAGAACACGAAUUGAAUAUCAACCCGGAUCGCCAUUCUUUUAUAAGGGAGCAGGUGGGAAGCUGGGAAUUUUCGGCUCAUGAGUUUUCAGAAGACGAGCUGGUAUUUGGUGCUUGCCAAAUGCUCCAGCAUGCUUUCACUAUGCCAGGGCUGGAGCACUGGCAACUAACACCGGGUGAACUGCAAACCUUCCUACUUGCCUGUCGCGCCGCUUAUAAUUCCUUCGUCUUGUAUCACAACUUUCGUCACGCGAUUGAUGUGUUGCAAUCUGUAUUUUGCUUCCUCCUUCAUAUCGGUGCCCUGCCUCCUUUCGGGCCUAUUGGUCAAGCUCCGGUCUCCAAAUCCCCUGUCGCCUCUCUUCUUUCGCCUUUUGAUGCGAUGACUCUACUGAUUUCCGCGAUUGGCCACGACGUUGGUCAUCCUGGUGUCAACAACUUCUUCCUUGUCAAGCUCAAUGCUCCCCUGGCACAAUUGUACAAUGACAACUCUGUCUUGGAAGCUUUUCACUGUGCCGCUUUCUCGCAGAUUCUCCGCCGUCACUGGCCUGUUGCAUUCAAAGACAAGCAGCUGCGAAAAUUACUCAUCAGUUCCAUCCUGGCCACUGACAUGGGUGUUCACCAGAAGUUCAUGGAGCGGAUGGGACAAUUGCAAGAAAAAUUCCACGAGAAUCACAAGUCGGUCGAUGGGUGGAAACCACAGGAUAUCGAAUUAUAUAAGACCCUUAUUUGCGGUCUGCUGAUCAAAUGUGCCGAUAUCAGCAAUGUGGCUAGACCCUGGAUGAUUGCAGAGAAAUGGACUCAGAUCCUACAGGAAGAGUUCGCCAACCAAGGCGAGAUGGAAAAGGAGGUUGGCAUGGAAACCGCGCUCUUCGGUGGUCCUCCAGAGCUUGGAAAUAUCUAUAAAUUGGCCACUAGCCAGAUUGGGUUUAUGUCUAUCUUCGCUCUUCCUCUCUUUGAGGGUAUCUCCGAUCUCUUGCCUCAGCUACAAUUCACGGCCGAGCACAUUCAUCGCAAUCAAGCACAGUGGAAGCAGCAUGCCAAUGAUGAACUCCAGAAGCAAGGUCUGCCGAUUGAACACCGGUCAGAAAUUACGAUAUCGCCACGCUCACAGAGUCCUGCUCCGCCGGUUGAUUCUGAUGAUACCGAGAAGGCGCCCGAUGGUGAUAGGGAGGGCUCGUUGAAUGACCCAUUGUCGCCAAAUUCCAACAUCAGUACCGAUUCCGAAAACGGGGCUUACAAUGAAAAUAACAUCGAGCCAGUUGUGUCACCGGAUACCCCCGGUCCUCAGAUCGAGAUUACAGGAACCCCACUGCUGCCCGAAGUGCAAUCAUCCCGGAAAUCUUCCAGCGCUGUGCCGGACCUCUCGUACUUCUCCAUCCCCGGAGCCCCUGAAUCGGCUCGGGGUUCCGUCGCAACUCAAUUCCAAACUCCACUCACCGAUUCCAACCGGCCCCCCGGGGACCCUGCCGUGUUGGCCGCCGUGCUUUAUGCAACCUCGGCUACUAACGGGGGUACCUUCCCGGCGACUACUGAAGAACCCGUUCUAGAAUCUGAGGAUGCAUCCGAAAGGCCGAGCAGCUCUCGCCAUGCACCUUCGCAGGGGUCUCAGCGACACCAUGCACACCACAGUUCAUCCGUCCGAACUUCGGCUCCCUCAACCUCCAACCGCAACAGCUGCACCCGGACGCAAAGUGUCAGUACAUACAGCAACAAUAUGACACCGAUUUCACCUGCGACCAACGCUUCCAGCUUCUUAGCCGUUGAUAGCGGUGAUGAAAAGCGCAUCACGGAUGACAGCGCGCCGCAAAGCGAGAUCGGUGCUCCGGAUGACGCUAGCACCCGGCCAAGCACAUCAUAUGCCUCAGUUGGUGGUGAUCAAGAGAGUAAUUAUAGUCGGGGUCCGGGCUCUAUUUUGGACGUCAGCCACUCAAAGUCGGAGGAUGGCAAUGGCAAUGGCAAUGCCAAAGAGUAUAAACCCGCUGCCAACGGUACUCGAAGCCCCACCCAGUCGACGACUACUGGAGAGAGUGUUAAGAACGAAAACCUGCAAGGCGAUGAUUCUCGCAACGGAAGUUUACGACGCAUUCCGAAGAAGCGGAGCCGACUGCGCCUUGCAUUUUGGAAACGCCGCAAUCACAACCAACAGGAGGUUCACGGCGAGAGUUGA
Messenger RNA from Penicillium waksmanii, 3000 nucleotides. It is a transcript of the gene pdeB, whose product is annotated as 3',5'-cyclic-nucleotide phosphodiesterase PDE2. Bases 1 to 3000 code for a protein of 999 amino acids. NCBI's taxonomy places the organism in Eukaryota, Fungi, Ascomycota, Eurotiomycetes, Eurotiales, Aspergillaceae. The record is from RefSeq and is a predicted model, not a curated record. Gene Ontology annotation, molecular function: 3',5'-cyclic-nucleotide phosphodiesterase activity. The transcript has 2 exons. Gene Ontology annotation, biological process: signal transduction.